GAGAGCAAUCGGGCUGCGCGGAGCUGGUUUGGUCGUUCUUCGCGGUGGGUGUCUUCGGCGGCUAGGAAGGGCGAUUCGGUGUGUGUACACGGGUUUUUAGUCGAGUCGAGAAGGAGCACCGACCAGGAGCGUCCUCGGCCUAGUGUCCCUGGACUGCUGCUACCUCCGGAAAGCCCCAGGCUGCUUCCGCAGCGACAAAACCCGAGCUCUUCCAGCUCGCAGCUGGGAAUGCUUUUUGUUCUCACAGAAGGAGGCGUGGCAGGCGAGCAGAAGGACUGUCAACCUGCGGGUGGAGCCCCAGGGCCCUAUUCUAAAUCCUGUGCUGCAAGGUGCCUCCAGGGCGAAUUAGCACUUGUGCUGAGUGUAGAAAUCCUUUAAGCUCUGUGAAGUUCAGCCCCAUCACCUUUAGAACCUCUAAUCUACAAGGCUUGUUUACUGCACAUGGAAUCACCAAAAAGAUCCCUCUCUAAUCAAUAAGUUGAGCAAUUGAAUAGACACAUUAUUCCAGCAUCUGAUCAGCUUGUGCCUGCAUAGAGAUUAGACAAGAAAAACAUCAUGCAGACUCAAAUUUGUGUUGGAACCUCAGUGUUGUCUUGAAAACACCUGAAUGUCCACCUGCCCUCAUUAAUCUAUUAAUUUCAUGUAACCAGAGUGCUGUCCUUUGUGUCUGUGAGAAUCAGAAGUGUAUCUGGCCCAUCCAUUCCCCCGUACUCAGGAGUUCUAGUGCUGGAGUCAGGAUGGCAGCAGCUAUCAUUCCGCUAAUAUAUGUUCAGUCUUCUCUGUACCCACUGUCUCCUGAGGAAGGGCAGAUGGGGAAAGAAGGGCUAGCCACUGAGUUCUUGACAAGUUUGUUACAGGAAUUGGUGUCCUUCGAAGAUGUGACUGUACAGUUCACACAGGAGGAGUGGGCUCUGCUGGAUCCUUUACAAAGAACUCUGUACAGGAACGUAAUGCUGGAAAACUGGAAGAACCUGGCCUCACUUGGACAGCACCUUGAUAAACCAAAUCUGAUAUCCCAGUUGGAACAAGAAGACAAAGUUAUAACAGCAGACAGAGGAAUCAUUCCAGGCAUUCACCCAGAUUUGGAGACUAUACUUAAAGGCAAAUGGCUAACUCCUAAGAAUCAUAUUUUUAGAAAAGAACAUGCUAAUGGUGGAAAAACAGUACAACUGCAGGAAAGAGGUCAUCAUGGAAUGAAAGUCAAUGAAUGCAAUCAGUGUUUUAAAGUCUUCAGCACAAAAUCUAACCUUACUCAGCACAAGAGAAUUCAUACUGGAGAAAAACCAUAUGACUGUACUCAGUGUGGAAAAUCCUUCCGAAGCAAAUCUUAUCUUACUGUUCACAGAAGAAUCCAUAAUGGAGAAAAACCUUUUGAAUGCAAUCACUGUGGGAAAGCAUUUAGUGAUCCCUCAUCCCUCAGACUUCAUGUAAGAAUUCACACUGGGGAAAAGCCCUAUGAAUGCAACCUGUGCUUUCAUGUCUUUCGUACCAGUUGUAACCUCAAAAGCCACAAAAGAAUUCACACAGGGGGCGAAAAUCACCAUGAAUGUACUCAGUGUGGAAAAGCCUUCAGUACAAGGUCCUCACUCAUUGGACAUAGUAGCAUUCAUACUGGAGAAAAACCAUUUGAGUGCCAGGAUUGUGGGAAAACCUUCAGGAAGAGCUCAUAUCUAACCCAGCACUUAAGAACUCACACUGGCGAGAAGCCCUAUGAAUGUAAUGAGUGUGGGAAAUCUUUCAGCAGCAGUUUUUCUCUAACUGUACACAAGAGAAUACAUACUGGAGAGAAACCAUAUGAAUGCAGUCACUGUGGAAAAGCUUUUAAUAAUCUCUCAGCUGUGAAGAAGCACUUAAUGACUCAUACUGGACAAAAGCCCUAUGGAUGUAGCCAUUGUGGAAAAUCUUUCACCAGUAACUCCUACCUCUCUGUGCACAAAAGAGUACAUAAUAGGUGGAUAUGAAUUGUGGUGAGAAAUUACUAAGGGAAUUGCUGGGCAGAAAUCAUCUUUGUUGAUCCUAAGAUAACUUGAGAGAAUUUGCGUCAGGUGUAUACAUUAUCUAUUGCUCUGUAUAUCCUCCUCUACCCGCCUCCCCAAUUUUGUGGCUUCAGACAAAUACCUCACAAGUUGUAGGUCAGGAAUAUGAAGGCACCUUAGUUCAGUAGUUUUUUUCUCAGGACUUCUCAUGAGCUUACAUUCAAGACUUCAAGCAGAGCUGCAGUCUUUUAAACUUGUGAUUGAAGGAGCCAUUUCUAUGAUGUUUCACACACAUGCCUAGUGAUUUUCCACUGGUUAUUGACAGGAAACCAUCAGUACUUCACCAUGUAGGCCUCUCUGUGUGAUUAUGUAUCUCUAUAAUAUGGCAAAAGAACAGCUCACCACCCCCAAGUAAAUGUUCCAAGAGAGCCAAUUAAGAAAUGAAGUAUCACCCGCCAGGCCAUGGUAGCGCAUGCCUUUAAUUCCAGCACUUGGGAGGCAGAGGUAGGCGGAUUUCUGAGUUUGAGUCCAGCCUGGUCUACAGAGUGAGUACCAGAACAGCCAGGGCUACACAGAGAAACCCUGUCUCAAAAAAAAAAAAAUGAAAUAUUGUUUAUGACCUUGGUUCUAGAAAGUCCAGAUUCACUUCUUCCCUGUUAUACUCUCAGUCACAAACCAACCUUAUACUGGGUGAGGGAAAACUACAGAAUACCUGAGGGCCAGGAGAUAGCUCUCUGAGAACCAUUUGAGAAACUUGCCAUGAAAUUAAUGAAGAGAAGCCUUCAAUAGAUCUUCAUUCUUUUGAUAAGUAUAAAAUGACAUUCAGUUAAUUGUUAAAUCUCUCUGCAAAGAUGUCUAUAUGAUAGAGUUUUUUAGUUUUCUUUGUAUGUGCCCCAAAGAUGACGUGUUGGGUAAAUCUUGUGGGUAGAAUAAUGAGAAUGCGACAGUGGCCUCUAGUGAUCCCAGUCUUUUCAGUCUUUCUGGUGCACAAUCCCACAACUGAAAAAUACAAGAAAUUCAGGAAACUACAGCAAAAUGUUCACAUAACUGACCACAAGUAAUGAAGUGCUCUGCAGUGAUCAUGGGAAACCUUUGACUGUUUCCUCUCUUGAAGAGGAAUGAGAAUGCUUUCUGAAAAAUCCCCUUGAGCUCGAAAUCAUUGGCAAGCCUUUGAGGUGUCCUCUAAUGGAUUUCUCCUAAGCAUAUAAAUUAGAGGCAUACCUUAGGAAAGUGAAGUAAUAUAUGUCAGGGUGCUUUAGCAUUAGCUCUCUAUUGAGAAACUGUAAUAAUUUAUUCUGAAAAUGAAAUGGAUGAGUGUGGGGUUACCUCUAUCAGUAGGUAGUAUCUGUAGGUUCAAUUACCAGAUUAUUAAUUUAUAGUUUUGUUCUAUAGCCACAUAUGUUUAUAUGUAUGACUCCACUGCACUCCUCACCCACAAACAAGCUCUUAACAUUUCCAAAUUCUCAGUGCAGUGUACUUGUAGCUUGUCUUCUGAAGAGCUGGGCUUGGUUGCACACAAUACUAAUUGUAGUACAUAGAAGACUGGCAAUAUGGAUUUUGAAUUUGAUGCCAGCCUGACCAGCUGACAUAGUAUUUUUGUCAGAGGAUGCAACUUUUUGAUAUUAACCCUUUUUAUUCUUUCUGUCCUGUGAAUCCCUGCUCUCUAUUGUCCUACUUAGAGCCAACAAGAUGGGUCAGUGGGUGAAAGUGCUUGCCACAUAACCUGAUCACCUCAGUUUGGUUCCCAUAACCCAGACAGUGAAAGGAGAGAAUGGACUUCCAGAUGUUAUCCUCUGACAUCAGCAUACAUGUCAGCCCAACAACCAAGUAAAUACCUUUUUAAAAUAUGUAAGCAGUGUUAAAAUAAUACAUCAGGAUUUCUUGAAGCCUAAACACUGGUGCCAUGAAAUUUGGAGGCUGAAGGCAAAGCCUGACUUCUUACUCAUUUUCUCUUCUGUUGGCAACUGGCUGUAACAUCUGGAAUAAGAACUGUUUUGUCGUGUCAUGAUCAUGAUGGCAUAAACAAGGGAACAGGAACAGUGAUUUAGUUUCCUCUAAAACCUAUGAACAACAUGAUUUUUUUUGUUUGUUUUUUGAGUUGACAUUCAGUUCCAGCUAAAUGCUGUAUCUAACUGGUAAAUCUGUGUGUCAAAUGAUAUCCAUAGUUCUUUGAGAGUAAUGUAUAUUCUCUUACAUGUUUAUACAUGGUGUUUGCAUGUUAAUGUAGUCUAUUUUAAUGGUAAAAAACAAAAAAAAUCAAACAAAGUGAUUUGGUGGUAGAGCCAUAGUAGUCUUCUACUAUGAUUAUGGAUUAAUAUUCUUCUGAUUUUGCCAUUUUUAAAUUUUAUUUUGAAGUUCUGUAGCUAGGUACAUACAAGGUUAAAUGGAUUUUAUGCAAAAUGUUCCUUAUUUUAUAGGAACCACAUUGUUUUUAUAAUAAAGUACUAGAAUGCAUUGAUAAUAAAUGGUCAAACACUAUAUAGUGUUUUUCAUAGAUAAGCAGAAAUACCUUAUAGGCAACUAUUGAGUACUCUGGAUAAGCAUCCUUGUGUUCAGCUGUUAUUCCAAGUUUACCAAUGAAGAAGUUCAUAUAGCACACAUUAGUCACUUGUCUAAGUUCUCUGACUAAUAGUAUAGUCCUGAUUUGGACAUAAGACAGUCACUUACCUUAAUACUACCUCAUCUAUUGAGUACUUUCUGGGAACUGUUGUGUAGGUAUUUGCUGAAUUGAAAUAUUCUAUCCUAUGGGAAACAAGAAUGCACUAAAUCGCAUUGGGAGAGGAAGCUAACUAAACAGGAAACUCAUCAAACUUUCAGGAUUCAAAAUUUUCAAGAGCCCAAAUUAUGAUUGCUGCUAAAGAGGAAGCUUGUAU
Messenger RNA from Mastomys coucha (southern multimammate mouse), 4849 nucleotides. RefSeq names its product zinc finger protein 558 (gene Znf558). Bases 738 to 1961 code for a protein of 407 amino acids. Lineage: Eukaryota; Metazoa; Chordata; Mammalia; Rodentia; Muridae. Gene Ontology annotation, biological process: negative regulation of transcription by RNA polymerase II. Gene Ontology annotation, molecular function: DNA-binding transcription repressor activity, RNA polymerase II-specific. The record is from RefSeq and is a predicted model, not a curated record. The transcript has 8 exons.